AUGGCGAGACCUUGUAACCCCGACUAUGUCAACGCCGACUGGUCGUUCUAUCGGUUCGAGCCGUCAACGGCAGCGGCCAUCUUCUUCUGCAUCAUCUACAUCCUUACCACCGGGCUUCAUAUGUUCCAGAUGAUCAGGACAAAGACAUGGUACAUGACCGCGUUUGUGAUUGGUGGCGUGUGCGAGUUUGUCGGAUACGCUUCUCGAGCAAAGAACACAUUGGAGAACCCCGGAUGCUGGACUCUCGGGCCGUACAUCAUCCAGAACGUACUGCUGCUCAUCGCCCCGGCACUGAUGGCGGCUUCCAUCUACAUGAUCCUCGGCCGAAUCAUCGAAUUGACCGACGGUGAAAGCCAUGCCUUGAUCAAGAGACGCUGGUUGACCAAGAUCUUCGUUUCCGGCGACGUCCUGUCCCUGCUGCUACAAUCAAGUGGUGGUGGUAUGAUGGCUUCCGCUGGCGAGGGCAACAACAUGAUGGAGAUUGGAGAGAAUGUCAUCAUCGUCGGUCUCUUCGUGCAACUCGCCGUCUUUGGGUUCUUCAUUGUCACCGCUGCGCUCUUCCACCGCCGCAUGAAGCUGGUGCCGACUGCCAAGUCCCACCAGCCCGAGAUCCGCUGGGGCUACUACCUCCUGACGCUCUACGUCACCAGCGUCCUCAUCUGGGUUCGAAGCGUCUUUCGUGUCAUUGAGUACCUGGAGGGCAACAAGGGCCACCUCAUGACCAACGAGGUGUACGUGUACAUCUUCGACGCGACGCUCAUGUUCCUCGUCAUGGUGUGGAUGAACUGGUUCCACCCGAGCGAGAUUGGGCUGCUGCUCCGCGGUGACCGGCCCAUCAAGAACGGGCUCGAGCUCGUCAUGAUGGGGAGGAAGUUUGGCAAGAUUCACAACGAAAGCAGCAGCAUGAGCGCAUAG
Molecule: messenger RNA, 915 nt
Organism: Colletotrichum spaethianum
Lineage: Eukaryota; Fungi; Ascomycota; Sordariomycetes; Glomerellales; Glomerellaceae
Product: protein RTM1
Exons: 3
Coding region: 1-915 (304 amino acids)
Cellular component (GO): membrane
Source: RefSeq, a predicted model, not a curated record